Molecule: messenger RNA, 2244 nt
Organism: Kalmanozyma brasiliensis GHG001
Lineage: Eukaryota; Fungi; Basidiomycota; Ustilaginomycetes; Ustilaginales
Product: Sec1-like protein
Exons: 2
Coding region: 1-2244 (747 amino acids)
Biological process (GO): intracellular protein transport; vesicle-mediated transport
Cellular component (GO): fungal-type vacuole; CORVET complex
Source: RefSeq, a predicted model, not a curated record
AUGGCUUCAGCAGCGACUGCCACACGCCAGGCUGGCCCUGGCCCAGCAUCGGGUGCAGCAAGCACAUCCUCGCGCUCCAACUCUGCUGCUGGUCCUUCUGUAGACACGGCGCAGCCAAUACCAGAACCAUGGGACGGACUCGACACCCGUAUUCUCACCGACUUGGCACGUCGCGGUCUCAUGUCAACACUCGACACCAUCAAAGAGGCCAAGACGCUCAUGCUCGAUCCUUCGCUUGCCGGUCCUCUCGGCCUCGUCGCCGAUGUAUCCAGUCUCAAGCAGCACGGCGUCGAAAAGAUGUUCUGGCUCGAGCCGGCAUCGGCUGCCUUCGUCACGAAGACCGACGCCAGCCAUUCGCAAUCGCAAACGAAAGCAGGCCUCAAAAGCGUCAACGCUCCCACAAAGUCGGUCGUCUACAUCUGCCGUCCAGAGAUCAAGUGGAUGAAAGCCAUUGCUGAACACCUUCGUGCCGAUCGAAGCGUCCGGCCCACGUCGCCCCUGCAGCACACAUAUACCAUCUCGUUCGUGCCCCAUCGAACCGAGCCGUGUCUGCAAUUCCUCGACCAGGAAGCCGUGCUGUCCGACGUCUCGCUCCUCGACUUCGGACUCGAGUUCGUUCCGCUCGACAACGACCUUAUCAGCCUCGAAGAUGACGCAGCCUGGAAGAAGAUCUACUGCGAUGGCGAUCACACUCCCAUCUUCCGCUCCGCACAGGCAUUGAUGACGCUCCAGCAUGCUUACGGGCUCUUCCCUCGCAUUCUUGGGAAAGGCGCUCUAGCACGUCGGUUAGCGGAUCUGUUGAUACGUCAAAGACGGGAACACUUGGCAUCGGAUCCGUCCAGUCCAGCCCUCACUACGCCGAGUCAGCUCAUCGAUAGCCUGAUCAUCAUCGACCGAGCCGUGGACUAUGCCACACCGCUGUGCACCCAGCUCACCUACGAAGGCCUUCUCGACGAAGUCGUCGGCAUCAGCAACGGUCACGUCGAGGUGGAUCCCGCCUUGCUCACUGGUCAAUCGCAGACACCCGGUGUCGGCGGUCAUCCUCACGCCUCCGGCAGCGGCACCCCUCUCCAAAUGACCUCAACGCCCAAGAAGCGCAAGCACCGGCUCGAUCCGCAAACCGACCUACUCUUCGCCGAGAUCCGCAAUCUCAACUUCGCCGUCGUGGGCGACCGUCUGCACAAAGCAGCCAAGCGCCUCAACCAAGACUACGAAGGACGACACGCGGCCAAGACGGUCUCCCAAAUCCGUGCCUUCGUAGGCAAACUCGGCGGGCUUCAAUCCGAACACGCCUCCCUACGUCUUCAUACUGGCCUUACGGAGAAGAUCAUGGAGUGGACCGCCCGCGAAGAGUUCAACCGCAUGCUCGAGAUCCAACAGAACUCGGUGGCGGGUCUCGACUUGACAUCGCAGUACGCGGCGAUCGAGGACAUGAUCAAUGAGGAGCGCGAGUUGGUGGGCGUGCUGAGGUUGUUGUGCCUCACCAGCGUUGUUGGGCUCGGCAGUGUCGCGGGGGGGAUCAAGGCGAAGAAUUUGGAGUAUGUGAAAAGGGAGAUUUUGCAGACGUAUGGGUAUCAGCAUUUGCCGUUGUUGUUGGCGCUGCAGAAGGUGGGGUUGUUGACGCGGGCUGCUGCUGGACCUGCUGUGGGUGGGACCGGUGGUGGGUUGCUAUCAAGCGUCGUCGGUGGUUCCACCGCGGGUGCUGCCGAUGCGGAUACGCGCGGGACGGCCGAAGAGGGUGGAAGGGGAGGCUUUGCUUCGGUUCGCAAGAGUCUGCGUCUCAUCAACGACGACGUCGACGAACGGGCUCCCGCAGACAUCUCGUACGUCUACUCUGGCUAUGCGCCGCUCUCGGUGCGACUGGUGCAAGCGGUAGCGCAGAAGGAAGCGUUGCUCGACAUCACACGCGAUCCGAGACCGACGAAAAACGUCAAGCCGCGCGCACACCCCAUUGUCGGAUGGCGCGGCUUUGAGGAUGCAGUUCACCAGCUACCCGGUGCGACCGUAGACGAGAUUCAGCGUCCCAAUGCAUCCACCGAGGGAGGUCCAGCGCUGAUGCCACCAACGGAUCCAGAUGCGGUGACCACCACCCUCGUGUUCUUCCUCGGCGGCGCCACGUAUACCGAACUCGCCGCGCUGAGGUACAUGAACGCCCAAACGCGCAACAGACGCUUCGUCGUCGCUACUACCAACACUAUUAACGGAAACAAGAUGAUUCGCGAUCUCGCCGAGACACCCAUCUAG